AUGAGUGCUUCUAAGAUCUUACUUCUGAUCGGUGCGGGUCCCAGAGUUGGGGAUGGCGUGGCUCGCGCAUUUGUGGAGAAAGGGUACAAGGUUGCGCUCGCGUCCCGAACACAACGAAAUCCCGACACAGCCGAGCAAAUCCACUUCGAUGCCGAUGUAUCGAGCGCGGAAUCGGUAGUUGAUCUCUUCAGCAGAGUGAAGGAGAAGCUUGGAUCUCCUAGUGUGGUGGUAUACAAUGCUGCGUCGUUGACGUUUGCUAAAGCGAAUGACCCUCUGUCUAUUCCGCUGGCAGCCUUUGCUCGAGACCUCACCAUCAACACCACGAGCGUCUACGCCGCGGCACAUGAAGCGGUCAAGGUAUUUGAAGAGUUGCCAGAGGAAGCAUCCAAGACUUUUAUUUUCACGGGAAAUAGCUUGAACGAGAAGAUUUCUCCCCCGUUCAUCGAUCUUGGGAUGGGGAAGACGGCGACAGCGUAUGCUAUCAAGGCUGCUUCUACGGUAUACCAGGAGAAGGGAUAUAAGUUUUACUACGCCGAUGAGCGGAAGUCGGAUGGAUCGUCGGCCGGGCAAGAACUUCAUGGCGAUGCGCAUGGAAAGCUGUACGUUGAGCUCUCUGAAGGCAAGACGCAGGGACCGUGGCAACAGACGUUUGUGCCAGGAAAAGGGUAUCAGAAAUUCUAGAAAGAUAUCAGACCUCCAGCGACUGUGGCACCAGACUUCCCAGAAAUGAGUGGUUGUCUUCUCAAGAUAUGAUGCGCGCAUCAGUGAGAUUCGAUUGGCGUGUUGUCGUUCAAUUGGUUGUGCUGUUCCAGACACUUUCAAUUCGGAGCCACCCAACCCACAAUGGAACAUGGCCACCUGAUGUGGACUCGAUCUUCAUCUCU
Molecule: messenger RNA, 884 nt
Organism: Periconia digitata
Lineage: Eukaryota; Fungi; Ascomycota; Dothideomycetes; Pleosporales; Periconiaceae
Source: the annotation of a GenBank genome assembly